Funneliformis geosporum is the source of this 375-nucleotide messenger RNA. Lineage: Eukaryota; Fungi; Glomeromycota; Glomeromycetes; Glomerales; Glomeraceae. The record is from the annotation of a GenBank genome assembly.
AUGUCUUCAAAAAGUAAUAAUAAAAAAAAGAAAGUAGUUACUCAACAAAUGCCAACUGCACAAGCAACUCUAGUUGCUCUUAUUUCUCCUUUUACAGAUUUUACUAAUUUGCAAAUGUUCUUGCAGCAACAACAACUACGCAAUUCUUUUAUGAACCCUCUAACCUUAAAUAAAGCAAAUACCGAACAUGAAGAAACAAAAGCAGAAACUCAAAUGCUUAUUGAAAAAGUAGGAAAUAAACAACCAGCAUUGCAGCGAGUAAAAGAUCCAAGAGAGAAAGAUAAAAUUAUUUCAAAUAUGCAAAGUUCCUCUAUUGCAAGUUCAACUUUAAAAAAAGCUAAGAAAGCUGUUCAAAAUCUGGGAAUUUUACAAUAA